AUCCCGAUCGCCGUCGGCGCCGUCGUGACGGCGCUCGACAGCUUCGCCAUGGUCACGCAGGGCAACGCGGGCCUCGUCGAGCGCCUCGGCAAAUACGACCGCACGCUGCGGCCGGGCCUCCACCUGAAGCUGCCCUUCGUGGAGCGCCUCAGCUGCUACACGUCCGUGCGCGAGCGCGUGCUCGACGUGCCCGCGCAGCGGUGCAUCACGAUGGACAACGCGCCGCUGACGGCGGACGCCGUCGUCUUCUACCGCAUCCGCGACCUCACGCAGGCCAAGUACCGCAUCGACGACUACGCCGUCGGUCUUUCCAACCUCAUCCUCACGCAGCUGCGAUCGGAGAUCGGCCAGCUGUCGCUCGACCAGACGUUCACGGCGCGCGAGAAGCUGAACCAGAUCCUGCUGCGCGAGGCGAACGCGGUGACGACGAACUGGGGCAUCGACGUCGUGCGCGUGGAGGUGCGGGACAUCCUGCCGUCGCCGGAGAUCGUGUCCGCCAUGGAGCUGCAGAUGGCGGCGGAGCGGCGGAAGCGGGCCGUGAUCCUCGAGUCCGAGGGCGCGAAGCAGUCCGUGGUCAACGCCGCGGAGGCGAGCCGCGACGCCGUCGUCCUCGCCGCCGAGGGCGAGCGGCGGCGCCUCGAGGCCGAGGCCGAGGGCAUGGCCUACGCGCUCCGGUCCGUGGCGGAC
This is a messenger RNA of Aureococcus anophagefferens, 687 nucleotides long. RefSeq lists its product as hypothetical. NCBI's taxonomy places the organism in Eukaryota, Pelagophyceae, Pelagomonadales, Pelagomonadaceae. The record is from RefSeq and is a predicted model, not a curated record. The annotation marks the transcript as partial. Gene Ontology annotation, cellular component: membrane. The transcript has a single exon.